Molecule: messenger RNA, 534 nt
Organism: Magnolia sinica
Lineage: Eukaryota; Viridiplantae; Streptophyta; Magnoliopsida; Magnoliales; Magnoliaceae
Exons: 2
Coding region: 1-534 (177 amino acids)
Biological process (GO): DNA integration
Molecular function (GO): nucleic acid binding
Source: RefSeq, a predicted model, not a curated record
AUGGAGGAAAAGAUUCCUCAGGUUGUCCCUGUAGAAUUUAUAAAACAUCGAAGCAUUAAUCGAACAGAGCAAGAAACGGUUAACACGGUAGAAGUCACAUUGAGCUGGAUAGACCCGAUUUACAAUUACCCUACAUCUAGUGAGGUCUCCUCGGACAGGUUGAAGGCAAGGCGCCUGAGGUUCAAAGCCGCACGGUUUGCUACUGUUGCAGUCGACUACUUCACUGAGUGGGCUAAAGCCGAGCCUGUCAUAAAAAUCACAGAGCAGAAGGUGGUUGACUUUGUCUGGAAGAACAUUGUCUUCCGAUUCGGAAUCCCGCGCACUAUCGUAUCUGAUAAUAGCAGGCAGUUCGAUAACGACAAGUUUCGAGGCAUGUGUCGGGGGCUCGGCAUUUCGAACGCGUAUUCUUCACCUCGGCACCUUCAAUCCAAUGGACAGGUGGAGAUGGUCAACAAAGUCAUCAAGCACCAUCUCAAAACAAAAUUAGAGAAAGCGAAAGGCAACUGGGCCGAGGAGUUCCCAUUCGUCCUCUAG